This is a messenger RNA of Belonocnema kinseyi, 1199 nucleotides long. Its product is annotated as UPF0454 protein C12orf49 homolog. The record is from RefSeq and is a predicted model, not a curated record. Gene Ontology annotation, biological process: positive regulation of SREBP signaling pathway. The transcript has 5 exons. NCBI's taxonomy places the organism in Eukaryota, Metazoa, Arthropoda, Insecta, Hymenoptera, Cynipidae. The coding region runs from base 358 to 1158 and encodes 266 amino acids.
CUAAGUUCAAUUUAAUCACAGUGAUAAACUAUCGUUAUAAUAAAUUAAUUAAUAGGAAUGUAGCUACGUAAGGGAAAGAAAGACUCGCGAUAAUUGUGUCUUUUUAUACCUAAAAAUAAAAAUUUCAAGACUGAAUUCCUCGAUGGCUGGAAUAUUUUAUUCUUCCUGUUUCAUUAGUUUGAAAUCUGUCAACCGGAAUUAUGAUGAAUCGAAUUUGGAAGACAGAUCUUUUGAGUGAAUAAGAAAAAAAAAAAUUAAUGAAAAUGGGAGCCUUACCAUAAAAAGUGAAAUGUUUCACCUCUCGAAAUACAAAAUAGGAUAAUUUUUGUCAUUUUUUGAGAAAAUAGAAGCAAAAGCAUGCCAAUUUUGGCAAAUUUAAUCCGGCUAUUUCGAAGGCGAAUGGUGCUUGGCCUGAUUUUUGGACUAUCGCUCACUUAUUGUGCUGUUUCUCUUCUGCGACACGAAGGAAGAGGUAUUUCUUUAGAAAAUGAUUUUGAGGACAUUAAUGACAAUGAAUUUCUCAAUGAGAAUGAAGAGAACAGUGAUGAACAGGUUUCUAUGAAAUCUUUAAUUUGGGAGAUGGACGUUUUAAAUGACGAAAAUGCUGAUUCUCUCGUCGAGACGAAUGCCCCAGGCCAGGGAAACAAUUCUGAGAGUUUACCUGCAAAUUGCCGAAAUUCUAUUCAGGGAAAGGUUUUUAUUGUCGAUGAAAAGGGGUACGUUUGUUAUCGGAAAGACAUUUUGGGGAGUGGUUGCUGCAACAGAGACUUGUUAAAACCGUCCCGAGAUAAUAUUUCAACUUCGGUGAAAAGAUACAGUUGCGAAACUUGCAACACGGCCGGAUGCUGCGCAAUUUACGAAUACUGCGUGUCCUGCUGUUUGCAUCCUGGCAAGCAUCGACUGAAAGGCAAGAGAAAUGCGGACGGAGAGGAGGUGGUGGUUCGCAAGGAGGAGAAAAAGAAUGGAAAAAAUUUUGAUAUGCUGAAGGCUCGACUGCGAGGCCUCGAUCGGUUUCAGUAUUGUCUCGCAGCCUGCCGGACCUCUAGCGCAAGUGUCCGGCAUGAAAACACCUACAAAAAUCCACAUUCCAAACACUGUUACACGCUUCAUGUCCCGAGUCCCGUUUUACACAAUAAGCCCCCUUUUAAGGACAUAUAAAACAUGAAAUAUCAAAUAUCAAAUAUAAAAUAUACAAUUUA